Malassezia pachydermatis is the source of this 1455-nucleotide messenger RNA. RefSeq lists its product as hypothetical. The record is from RefSeq and is a predicted model, not a curated record. Lineage: Eukaryota; Fungi; Basidiomycota; Malasseziomycetes; Malasseziales; Malasseziaceae. Gene Ontology annotation, molecular function: phosphatidylglycerophosphatase activity. The transcript is spliced from 4 exons. The coding region runs from base 1 to 1455 and encodes 484 amino acids.
AUGAACUUACCAGGAGUGUGGGCCGUCGUACGUGCGAUGGCACGCCCUGGCGUGAUUGUGCCGCACAUCCAGGUGAAUUCUCUCCGUCAGCUCGACUGGCGAAAAGUGUACAACAAUGGUGUACGGUACAUUGUGUACGACAAGGACAAUUGUUUGACUCGGCCCUAUGUGGACCAACUUGCGACGCCUCUUCAGGAAACAUGGGAUGAGUGCAAAGCCGUGUUUGGUGAUGACAACAUCUUGAUUGUGAGCAACUCGGCAGGCUCCAGCAAGGACCCUGACGCUUUGGCCGCCGAGAACGUCUCCUCGAAUCUCGGCGUGCCUGUCCUGUGCCAUCCUGUGAAGAAACCAGGCAAAGCAUGUGCGAAGCAGGUCGUCGACUAUAUCGCGACACUCGCCCUGCACAGCGCCGACCCUACCCUUCCGCCACAUAUUCUGGUCAUUGGUGAUCGCAUCACCACCGAUAUGGCCUUUGCUGACCAAAUUCAACGCCAGCUGACGUCGACAUACCCACACAUGACAGCAACGUGCACUAGCAUCCUCACGCGUGAGUUAUGGGGCGCUGAAAGCUUCGGGACACGAAUGAUGCGCGCUAUGGAGUACAGCAUUUUGCGGCGCCUCACACGCCUCGGCAUCCCGUCGGGCGGUGGUUGGUCGGAUCGCACGCCUUCUGCGCUGACCUUAGAGGCAUGGGAACGUACGUCCCCUGCCUCUGUACCUGCCCAGAUGGCUGCUAUGCCAGAACUGCCAGCACGUCGUACGAUCAUAGCUCGCAUCCUGUCUCAUCGUUGGAUUGCCCCCUGGGUAGCCAAAGCGCAGCGAAUCUGGCACGCCAUUGUGCGUGAGACAUUCGCGAGUGUACAGCAUAUCCGUGAGCUCACAUGGUCGGUAUUUACCGCUGCACCGACCAGGCAGUGGAAGUCGACAUGGCGUCGACCUUCUCCGUUGCCACGCCCAGGCUCCAGCUGGACACGGCGUAUGUCCACCUGUGCUGUACGUCGUGAGCCUAUGUCGCAUGAGAAACCCGUGCCACGCCGCUCAGCCCCUGCAGAACCCGGGCACACGCCUGCGACGUCGUCCCCGGUAUGGUUCGGCAUACCACGUAUUCGGUGGGUCCUUGCGCUGGUCACGCUGAUGAUUUUGCCGCUGGGAUUCUGGGGCGGUAUGAAGCUGAGUGAAUGGGUAGACCGACGUCGGGCUGGGAACCUGACACACGAAGGUGAGGGCUCGACGUCCUUGGCCACACAGCCUCCGUUCUCGCCUGCGCCUGCGCCUGCCAUCGCGCCAGUUCCGGACGAGGUAGACGCGGCGCCCACACGUGCUCAGAUCCAAAAGAAGCUAUCAAGCCUGGAGCUGGAGCACUUCCAUCUGCGCCGAGAACGCGAUGCGAUCCGCGAGAAACUCGCUCGCCUUGACGAGCGCCAAGCUUCUAGUGGCACGGCGCCUCCCUCAUAG